UAUUUUAGCUUGGACUAAUUCAUUACAGUCACAGCCUCUAUAAAUACGCCACAAAUCACAAAUCUUUUCAAUAAUUUUUGCUGCUCAUCAUCCAUCAUCAAAUCCUACAUUAUUAAAAAAUCAUAGCAAAGCUGAAUCCUAGCUACUAAAAAUGCAAGACACAGCCAUCCUCUACUCAUCUCUUUCUCUUCUCUUCAUCAUUCUCGCUUUGAAAUUGCUGAUUCAUUCAAGAAAAAGCCGCAAAAAUCUCCCUCCAAGCCCGCCUUCAUUACCUAUUCUAGGGCACCUUCGCCUCAUCAAACACCCUAUGCAUCGCUCUCUGCACAAACUGUCACAAAAAUAUGGCCCCAUCAUGUCCCUUCGAUUCGGCUCCCGCCCUGUGACAAUAGUUUCAUCUCUAGCAGUUGCUGAGGAAUGUUUUACGAAAAACGAUAUUGUUUUAGCCAAUCGACCAAAGUUACUCAUCGGCAAGCACUUUGGCUAUAACUACACCACUCUUCCGGAAUCCCCCUACGGUGAUCACUGGCGCAACCUUCGUCGCAUAGCUGCCAUUGAAGUGCUCUCAUCACAUCGUCUUAACAUGUUUUUAUCCAUAAGAAGGGAAGAAAUCAGACAGCUACUAAAAAAACUGUCUUGUGGAUCACUACAAGGGAUUGCGAAGGUGCAGCUUAAGACAAUGUUUUCAGAAUUAACUUUUAAUAUUAUGAUGAGAAUGGUUGCAGGGAAGCGGUACUACGGCGAUGAAGUGGAGGAUGAAGAAGAGGCAAGGAGGUUUAGGAAGAUUGUUAAGGAGGCUGUAUCAUAUGCUGGGGUCUCGAAUCCACGAGAUUUCUUGCCCAUCUUGAAUUGGAUUGAUGGUGGUGAUUUUCAGAAGAAAAUUUCAAGGAUGAGUAAAAACAUUGAUGGGUUUUUGCAAGGUUUAAUUGAUGAACAUAGAUGUAAAAAGAGUAAUUUAGAGAGCAUGAAUACUAUGAUUGAUCAUCUGCUUACAUUACAAGAAUCACAGCCAGAGUAUUACACUGAUCAAAUCAUCAAAGGCCUUAAUAUGGCAAUGCUAGUUGCCGGAACAGAUACAUCAUCAGUUACAUUAGAAUGGGCAAUGUCAAAUUUGGUGAAUCACCCAGAAAUAUUGAAGAAGGCAAGAAUAGAAUUAGACACUCAAAUUGGCCAAGCUCGUUUGAUAGAUGAACCUGAUCUAUCUAAACUGCCAUAUGUUCAAAGCAUUGUAUCAGAGACUCUUCGACUCUACCCAGCAGCUCCACUUCUGGUUCCUCACAUGUCAUCCGAUGACUGCACAAUAGGGGGAUACGAUGUGCCACGUGAAACAAUGUUAUUGGUCAAUGCAUGGGCCAUUCAUAGAGACCCCACUUUAUGGAAUGACCCCAGCGACUUUAAACCCGAGAGGUUUUUCAAUGAUGAAGGUCAGGCCCACAAGCUAACAAUACCAUUCGGACUCGGAAGGCGGGCCUGUCCUGGAGCUGGCCUGGCCCAGCGGGUCGUCGGAUUGGCUUUGGGAUCGUUGAUUCAGUGCUUUGAGUGGGAAAGGAUUGGUGAAGAAAUGGUUGAUAUGGCUGAAGGAAAAGGUAUCACCAUGCCCAAAGCCGAAGCAUUGGAGGUCAUGUGUAGAGCUCGUCCCAUCGUAAAAAAUGUUCUCUUUGGGUCUGAUUAGAAUGUUUUAAGUAUGCUUGUGUGUCGUAUGUUAUUUGUUCCAUUAGUUUAACGCUAGCUUAUUUGGGUGAAGGAUUUUUGUUAAGCGUUGAGGGUAAGGGGUGUGCUGUGUACUGAUAUAUACACCGCUGUAUCUUUUUUUAUUAUGUAUAAUUAUGACUAUAAUAAGUUACUUCUCUAAAAUUAGUCUGCGUUGUGACA
Mangifera indica (mango) is the source of this 1869-nucleotide messenger RNA. RefSeq names its product cytochrome P450 81E8-like. The record is from RefSeq and is a predicted model, not a curated record. The coding region runs from base 152 to 1669 and encodes 505 amino acids. The transcript has 2 exons. NCBI's taxonomy places the organism in Eukaryota, Viridiplantae, Streptophyta, Magnoliopsida, Sapindales, Anacardiaceae. Gene Ontology annotation, molecular function: heme binding; iron ion binding; oxidoreductase activity, acting on paired donors, with incorporation or reduction of molecular oxygen.